UGGGGAAGGGUGUUCCCGGGGCGGGCGAAGGGCGGGAAGGGGGAAGGGUUAUCGAGAGGGAAAAUCGGCUGCUGUCGGGGCAGAGCGAGCUCGCAUUCCGCGCCGGCGGUUCGGGCUCCUCGUUCGCCUCCGGCCAUGGGGCUGCAGCCGCGGCGCGCCGUGGGGCCCUGCCCGCCCGCGGGAAGAAGCGCCGCCUUGCCCGGAGCGAGAUCCGCUCCUCCCUGGGCGCGCAGCGACGAGCCGGAGGGAACUCCAGGGCGCCACGCCACGAUGCCGCCCCUCCUGCCGGCCAUCCUGCCGACCCCCUCCGCUUCCCCUGCUGCCGCCCGGGCGCAGCCCAAGAAGCCGCAGGCGGCCGCCUCGGCCCCCAAGAAGGCAGCGCCUCGGCCCGCAGAGGAGAAGGUGGCGAGGAAGGCGCCAGGGGAGCCUCCGGAGCGGCCGGGACCCCUCUCCAGCUCCUGGCCCUGCUCGUCCCUACAGCGGCCGCCGCCGCGGAGACUGCCGGCCGAGCGGGCGGCGCGGCCCCAGCCCACCCCUCCGCAGCCGCGGGGCCGCCCGGGGGUGCCGGGGGCGGGCAGCCGCUCAUGCGAGAGCCUCGGCGGGGCACCGGGGGAGGCGGCGGGGCGCUUCUCGCUCAGCCUGCCUCCGGAGGCCAUCCGGGUACUGCAGCGCCGCAGCCUGGAGCGGCAGCGGGGGCAGCCCGCACCCUCUCCCGCCGGCAGAGCCGCCUCGGCCCGGCGCGGCGACCUGCGCGCUCUGCUGAAGGUUUCGCUGCUCAACGACCGGCACCGCUACGACGACGAGGAAUACGAGGAGGAGGAGGCGGGGACCGCGGCGGACGAGGGGCUGGUGCGGAAAUGCACCGAGUGGCUGCGUGGUGUGGAGAGUGCGGCCGGCCGCGACCACCCCGAGCGGCUGGAGAUGCUGCCGCACUUGGGCACCCCCUGAGCCCUGCCGGGACCUGGGAGCGGCACGGCGGCGGCUGUCGGAGCGGUCGCUCCGGGGGGAGGUGGGGCCACCAUCCGCGAUGUCGUGUUCCGUGCGAUGUUGUCGGCGCCCUGGCAGCCCGGGCAGGCGGCGGCAGGAGCCGGGCAGCGGAGCCGCUGGCCCGGAGCCGAUCCUCGGGCCGCCUCCGCCGCCGGGUCGAGGGACAAAGGAGCGGCUCCGGCCUCCGCCCGCCGGUGACCCGGUGCUGGGAGGGAGGGCACUGACUGUGGGCGUCCUGCCUCCAUCCUCGCGGAUUUUUUAAAGAUUUCUGACUACUUUAUAAAAUGUGCGUAAUGGUUUUGUAUAUUUGUACAUAAAAGUUCAUUUUUAUUUA
This is a messenger RNA of Pyrgilauda ruficollis (rufous-necked snowfinch), 1321 nucleotides long. RefSeq names its product proline rich 18 (gene PRR18). Lineage: Eukaryota; Metazoa; Chordata; Aves; Passeriformes; Passeridae. The transcript has a single exon. The coding region runs from base 136 to 948 and encodes 270 amino acids. The record is from RefSeq and is a predicted model, not a curated record.